Histoplasma capsulatum G186AR is the source of this 875-nucleotide messenger RNA. Its product is annotated as mitochondrial import inner membrane translocase subunit tim-16. The record is from RefSeq and is a predicted model, not a curated record. The transcript is spliced from 2 exons. NCBI's taxonomy places the organism in Eukaryota, Fungi, Ascomycota, Eurotiomycetes, Onygenales, Ajellomycetaceae. Gene Ontology annotation, biological process: protein import into mitochondrial matrix. The coding region runs from base 1 to 759 and encodes 252 amino acids. Gene Ontology annotation, cellular component: TIM23 mitochondrial import inner membrane translocase complex.
AUGGAAAUUCUUAACGGUUCUCGUGGAUGGGAAUCCCUGAAAAUCAAGGUGUUUCCCAACUUGACACUAAGCCGGAUCGGGCCCGAAAAUAUCCUCCGACCAGAAAUUCUUCGACGGGCAAACGACGAAAUUAUCAUUUUGUUGAACACGGCCAUUCACGCCCUUGGACCUUCAUUCCUAAUCUGCCAUCUAUCGGGCAGCCGAGGCUGGAACAGCUAUUCUCAUAUUUUGAGUAGUUCUCUGAAGAAAUUGGGAUGGUAUGUUGAAUUCUUCUUACAACUUCACCCUGUCUUCCCCUCACAGCCAGACCCACAAGUUACUAACAAUUAUGGCUACCUCCAGGCACACCGGAUUGUAACCCAGAUAGUCCUCACGGGCGGUCGGGUCUUUGGAAGAGCCUUUGCGGAAGCAUAUAAGCAAGCCUCGGCCGCGUCGAAAUAUGCAGCCCAGGCGCAAAACGGCAACGGAACCGCGGCCAACAACUUCGCCUCCUCGGGUCUUACGCUCGAUGAAGCCUGCAAGAUCCUGAAUGUGAAGCCUCCAAUGGGCCGCGAGGCAAACAUGGAACACACAAUGGAACGUUUCAAGAAGCUGUUUGACGCAAAUGAUCCGAAGAAGGGAGGGAGCUUUUACCUACAGAGCAAAAUCCUACGGGCCCGCGAGCGGAUCGAGAUGGAGGUGCGAGAUGCCGAGCGCAAGGCUGCCAUGGAGAAAGAAGUGAAAGAAGGGUGGAAACCCAAGGUGUAUAAGGAUCGGUGACCUUUGGCACAACCACACCUCCUCGCCCGCCUCGUUAGUUUCGACAUGACGGGGAAUAAUGCUAGGCUGUCUAGCUCUCCGAUGUACGCCUCGCCAGAUCAAGCGACCUGCUUGGG